AGCUCACACGCCAGCAGCCCAAGUGCACCGAGUUGGCGAGCAAGUUGGGAGAGGGGAGAGCUCCUAUAUCUUGUUCCCUUCAAUGAAGCUGCUGAGUAGGAUGCCCGAGAAUGGCCAUUUCUGGGACUCUCAGUAAUUAUUUUGUGGAGUCAAUAAUAAGCCCUGAGAGUGAGGAGGCUCCAGCAGCCAAAUUCUCUGGACAGUACCCCAGCCCCCGGCCAGCAGCCCAUUCAGCUCACUCUGAGCCCUUGGACUUUCCCUCCUGUAGUUUCCAGCCCAAAGCUCCUGUAUUCAGCGCGUCCUGGAGCCCUCUGAACCCCCACCCAGCCAGCCCCCUGCCUUCUGUCUACCACCCCUACAUCCAGCAGGGCGCCCCCACUCCGGAGGGCAGGUACUUACGGGGCUGGCUGGAGCCGCUGCAAAGAGCAGAGAAUGGACCUGGCCAAGGAACUGUGAAGUCUGAGCCGCUGCUGGGGCCCCCGGGGGAGCUGGACAAACUGGGAGCCCAACAGUACAAUCUGGGCUCGCCUGCUGCAAGAGAAGAUGCCAAUGAAAGGGCCACUUUCCCGGACAAUAAACUGUGUGAAGGAAGCGGGGACAAAGACAGGACACAUCAAAGCAACCCCUCAGCCAACUGGUUACAUGCCCGCUCCUCCAGGAAGAAGAGGUGCCCCUACACCAAAUACCAGACCCUGGAACUGGAGAAGGAAUUUCUCUUUAACAUGUAUUUGACAAGGGACAGGAGGCAUGAAGUUGCCAGGCUAUUGAACCUGAGCGAAAGACAGGUCAAAAUCUGGUUCCAGAACCGAAGAAUGAAGAUGAAGAAACUAAACAAAGAUCAGAGCAAAGAUUAACCCUUCCCUUCCCCUGCUCCUUAUUUAUGGUACAAUGUGAAGGUCCAGCUGAAGGUUGGGUGCCAGAUUAAAGGCCAAGUUAAUACUACGGGGUAGCUGCAGUCCAUUACACUUAUUCUCAUUGUGUUUAUUUUGUUUUUCUUUAUACAGAAACUGACUGCACAAAGGUGGCACUUACCUUGCAUGAUCCUCUCAAGCACAAGGCUAGGGCUGCUUUUAAACAAGGCUAUUUACCCACAUAAAGACUGCAGCCUACCAAGACACAUCGCCACCACAUACCAUAAAUCAAUAAUCCCCAUAAAGAGGCAUAUAUAUAUUUCAUCCCAACCGCAUCUCUUAUUAAAGGGCCUUGAAACCAGCAAGACUCCCAUUUUUAUACUGAGCUUGAAUAUAAAACGUUUGAGAGAGACAGAGAAGAGGUUAAAUAGAAGCACAAGAAACGCCCUCGCUUUGCUGAAUUAGUUUUGUAGAAACCAAGGGUUAAAAAAAAUGUAAAAAAAAAAAAAAAAAGAUUUUUUUUGUUUGUUUUGUUUUAGAAGAGGGUGGGAAAAAGUGAAUGUAUCCCUAGAAGUAGAUAUUUAUAAUUUAUUGUGAAUUUACCUUUUUACAAGAUGUAGAAAUUGUUCCUUGUGACAAGUGACUGUAUAUUUUGUAUGUUCCUGUUGAAGACUUUAUACUUGAAAUCUCUGUGUGUAUAAAUGUAGUUUGUAUUUUUUUCAAGGUAUUUUGUCAUUUUACACUGUUUACAGUUGCGGGGGGGGGGGGGGAGUUCAUGAUGUUUUUAUUUCCAUGGUUAUUAAAUUAGUGACUUCAA
Messenger RNA from Xenopus tropicalis (tropical clawed frog), 1668 nucleotides. RefSeq names its product homeobox B9 (gene hoxb9). Gene Ontology annotation, molecular function: DNA binding; DNA-binding transcription factor activity, RNA polymerase II-specific. Gene Ontology annotation, biological process: regulation of DNA-templated transcription; DNA-templated transcription. Gene Ontology annotation, cellular component: nucleus. Lineage: Eukaryota; Metazoa; Chordata; Amphibia; Anura; Pipidae. The record is from RefSeq and is marked provisional.